This is a messenger RNA of Exaiptasia diaphana, 5186 nucleotides long. Its product is annotated as QRFP-like peptide receptor. Gene Ontology annotation, cellular component: membrane. Gene Ontology annotation, biological process: G protein-coupled receptor signaling pathway. The record is from RefSeq and is a predicted model, not a curated record. Lineage: Eukaryota; Metazoa; Cnidaria; Anthozoa; Actiniaria; Aiptasiidae. Gene Ontology annotation, molecular function: G protein-coupled receptor activity. The transcript has 2 exons. Bases 2447 to 3583 code for a protein of 378 amino acids.
GAUCUGCGCAUGAUAAAUUGUCUAAAAAACAUUUAUCACUUGUUUUCCCUCACAGUCUUGUCGUUCUCACGAUGCCAUUCAGUCGGACAUGCAAAGCAUUCGUAAAGUGUCCUGGUGCGCGUGUUUAUUAUAGUUCAAAUAAGGUGGAUUUAUAUCUCUUCCCUGUUGGCCUAUCUUUCCGGUUAAAGCAGAGCUUUUCAAAACAGAAAAUAUUGCAGGUACAAGUGAUUUCGUAGCGUUAUUGUAAGGUUUUCAAAUCCGUGGAGGACGGAGAACUGGUGAAAAUUCUACAAAAACGCAUCAACGUGGACGAGACUGCAGCGCGCGACAUUUUUGUAAUGUGCUCUCUUUCCUCAAUGGAAUAUCAAAAACACUAGACCAAGCCCUAUCAUAUUUAUUUGUUCUCUUUUUAAUGCUAUUUACCAGUAAUAUAAGAGUAGUUAAGGCUCUUUGAAUUAUAGCUUAUGCUAAAAAACAUAUUGUACUUUGGUGGCGGCCGCAGUGCUGUACUUUGCAUAAGCAUACAUCCAAACCUAAUCCAACUUAAUCGUGUCGUUGCGUAAACGACGAGUUUCCGUGACCGAGUCUUGCCGUGAUCCGUGCCAUAUUGUAAAACGAAACUAUGGCUCUAUCGCGAUAUUUUUAUUCCAUCUACAAUUACUGUGCAUACUUUAAGAGAUUUGUGGGAACUCCUUUCAUGUUCACACGCAAUCUUCUCCUUAUUUUUCUUCCCAUUAUCUUCAACUAAAUGUUGAUACAGAUCUAUAAUAUCUAAAGAUAUUCAUUGCUCUAGUUACAUUAUCAUUCUUCUCUGGAUUCCAUUAAUUUGCCUAACCAUCCACCAAAUCAUUUACUCAUCCAGUCUGUCAUUAUCAAUUUUUUUAAAUGCGAGCAAAAAAUCGAAAUAAUAUGGAAUUAUCCACAAGUGCGUACUCGUUGACGGAAAUGCGUUUUCCGUCUCAAAUCAGAACAUAUUUUAAGUCCAUUAGGCUGACGGCUAAUCGAAUUUCCACGAUUCGUGAUAUAUUUUGUUCGCGUUUUCGUUUUCAAACUGUUCAAGCUCUGGUUAUUCUGUAAAACAAUUCAAACAAUUAAUAAUAAAAGCUAGACAAUUUACUUCAAAUUAUCGUAUAGGGGUGUUUUUUGCCGAAUAAGCGCUUUUACUCGACCAAAGUGAAGGGUGAAACCAGGCUAUACAGCUUCCUUUUUUGUGUAAAUAGACAUAGAGAACUGAUAUUGCAGGUGUACUUUAGAAUCAAACUGAUAUAUUGCGGCCAUGCCACGCUAUUUGUUUUCGUUCUUGUAGUAACUUAUACUGGGCGCUCUUUGGCAGUAGGCAACUGUGCCAAACGACUUUUACGACACGACAGGGACCCACACCACAACCUUGAUCGUUUGUUUCCGGCAGGGUCGCGCUAGUCAGCAAAAACAACACACACACACACCAAAAAAAAAAAAAAAAGGCACACACAAAACGUUGCAAAAAUAAAAAAUAAAAAAAUAAAUAAAAAAAUCGUUUCCGCAGUGAGAGUUUUAACAUUUUUGAUUCGUAAUUUCCUUAUAUCCUUUUUUUUACUGUAAACAGCGGAAAAUAGCUAUGUAUUAUUCAUCAAUCAUCACGCAAUUGUGUAUUUUUAAUUAUAACUCCGCGUACUAAUCCAGUCUGCGUCAGCGAUGGGAUUUUAUUAAUAGACGGACUACCUAUUUACCUAUGUUUUUAUCUCCUUACUUAUCUCUCUACUUCCCUAUCUCUAGUAUACAACAAGAGUUAGAAAUCUACUGACAAUAUUGAAACUGACAGUUUCUCGUAAAUAGUACGUGCUUUUUCCUGCUUCCACUUUUGUUCGAUCUUGCCAACAGCACUUUUUAUUAUCUGUAGCUUCCUGUCAGUUCUUUAACAUCUGAUAAUGAAGCAGUAAAAUAGGGGAUUUGGGCAUAAAGAUUCAAGAGUUACCAUAAUGCCAGAUUUCUCCAUUAAUGGAGGUAAAAUGGUUUGUUUGUUCAGACAACCAAUUAUUUUUUGGUUAUACGAAUAACACAGUGUUACCUAGUAUUUAAUAAUUUCAUCAAUUUAGAAAUGAAGCAAUACCAAUUUCCAUUUUAGACGUUAACUGUGAAAUCUAUUCUAUCACGUUUAACAAUUUUAGCUCAAUGUGGUGCUGCUUUACGGCUAUUUUUAUCAAUGAUCUGUCAAACUAUAACUCAUGAUGAAAAUUGAAAGGCGGAACUUUUUCAAAUGCUCUCGGUGAUUGGCCAAUUACAUGACUGACAGGUAGAUUGAACAUCUAAUAACUUUAUGUCUCGAUGCGUUUCUUCAGUUCAAAGCUGCACUGCCAAACGGAGGAGUUGAAGACAGCAAAAAGCACUGAUACUACUUAAACUUCAUAAUCCGGCGUAAAAAACAAAACUGGUCAGCCGUUUUCAUGAUUGGGUUUCUGAAUUCAAGAUGAGUUAUUACAAUAACAGCUCAAAUAUCACAGCAAUUACUCCACCUGCGUGUUCAGCGAAAGAAUAUGAUGCCUCGCAAGUUAAAGCUUUGAAGACCAUUCUUUACAGUAUCGUGAUGGUAGUCGCAUGCUUGGGCAAUUUAUUCAUCAUCAGUGUUGUAUACAGAAAUAAGAAGAUGAGAAAAACURCCAACAUUUUCAUUGCCAAUAUGGCCACCUCAGACAUGUUUAUAGCAGUUGUCACCAUACCAAGACUAAUUACCGAACUUUAUAUCGGGGAAUUUCGCUGGUUAAUCCAUGGAACACUAGGACUCAUUACAUGCAAGCUUGCCCAUGUUUUUGGGGAUCUCUCUUUCUGUAUUUCGAUCUUAAGUCAUACUGUCAUCGCUAUUGAUCGCUACUAUGCUAUUGUACAUGCCCUUAGACCUUCUCCUAUCACUGCAUCACGUCGAAAAUACAUCAUUGCACUGAUAUGGCUAUUCAGCGUCGCUCUUAUUUGUCCAGCCGCACAUUACAUAAGACUUGCCAAUAGAGAUGAUAAAACAUACUGUAUAUUGAAUUGGGAUCCCUUACCUGCGACUUCACAAAAAAUUUACUUUACCAUCGCUAUAUUCGCUAUCACAUUCUGCAUUCCCACUUUUAUACUAAUCAGCCUUUAUACAAGAUUAAUUCAGUCUACUCUUGGUAAAAGGGAUGUAUCUUUGCUGACAUCUCAAGUUCGACAACGUCAGAAAGAGGACAUUAUUGUUUUGCGCAAGGUUGGAGUAUUGGUAGUUCUCUUCUUCUUCAGUGUGACUCCAUUUAUCAGCCUAUGUAUGGUAACUCUUUGGCUGUGGAAUGGCAGUGUACCAUGCUCAAAGACUGUCUGGAAGAUUUCCUUUGCCAUCUUCUUCCUUUUAGUGUCGAACAGUGCAACUAAUCCUAUCGUCUGUAUCAUAUUAAACAAAAGGUAUCGUCGCCAUGUUCACAAAAUUAUCCCGAAUUUUUUGAAAUGGAGAAUGUCAAAGAUGAAAUUACCAUCAUUUUCGACGUCAUCUGAAAAACUGGGAAAAACUUGCAACGGAGAGGAACAAAAUAUUUGCCUUACGAAUGAUAUAACUGCUUUUAAUCUAGUAGAGAAUAGACCUCAAACCUAAACAAACUAGAAUUUUCACACUCUGCAUAGAUUAUCAGAGCUAAAAUUCUAGAUUUUGCUUAAAAACAACAAUGUCUUAUUAUCAUGAUGAACGCAAGCCAUUCAAAAAAACUGUCUAGUCUUUCAAAGAAAAGUCAAGGGAUAGGAAGCCCGACAAAAGGGGAGGCUGCGAAGGAGACUAAGAAAAGUUCUGUCCAUGAAAACCGGCUGAAAUUGGUCGAGUAUUAUUAAGCGCUGCUAACAUGUGAUAUAAGAUCUAAGGCUCCUUGCUUUAGAUGCCCUUGAGAAUGACUUAUGAUUAAAAAUUGGCCUGGGACAUAACGUGUAAUGUCAGCGAUGACAUACCAUUUACUAUAAUUUUCGCAAACUUAAAUAUGCUCAAGCUCAUGAGCACUUUGGUGAUAUACUAGUGUACAGAUAUUUAAAAAAAUGAUAUAUUCUAUCUAUGUAGUAGGUUAACAUCAAGCUUGAGGACUGAUGUAAGUGUAUUAAAUAAGUAUAUAUGCACUACACAGUUAUCUUAGAAAUCGUUGAAUACUAAAUGCGGGAUAGUGCAUUUCAAGACCAAAAUGGUUUGUUGAGCUUAAAACCCACCAUGCUUUGAGGUCUUGGAAAGCAGUGCAGGAUCAUAGUAUUCAGUUUUUACAAUUUUCUGUUGAAAUAGCUGUGUAGCUGUCAUGAGGUCCAGUGAUAGCAAUAUAUGCUGAGAAAUUACAGUAUUUAGUGACAAUUUAUUGGCUAUUUGGCUCGUACUAUCAUCUACGCUUUUAUUGCCGUUUGUACUCUUAUUUAUGAAUAAUGAAUUGUACUACCUAAAAAUUCUCUGUACUCUUAAUUAAAUUUUUGUAGUUUCAACUAGAAUUGACUGAGAAGAUGUACAUGCAAAACGGUACUAUAACUGAUAUGUACUGAAAACUGUAAAAAUUUUUAAGAAACGUAUGUGAUUAGUUGUUUGCAUGAGACUAACUAAUAUGAUAAAGUAUAUAAUCAUAAAUAAACUUACCAUAAAUUGUAUAGGGUAAUAGUAAAUGGGCGAGGUGUUUGAUAUACAACUUUCCUUAUGACGUCAAUAGUUACAAUCAGACACCCCAUACAGCUGUUGCCAUGCUCGAACAUUUUUUUUUUUUGUUUUCAUUUUGACUUUCUCUUGAAAAGUCCUACAACAACAGCAACAACAACAAAACAUACAAGAGAGAUUGGUGGGGCUGGGGUGUGUUCUACCGUUCUACCGUUACCAAUUUUUAAGCUCAAAAUUAUGGGAAUAUAAAUUAUGGCAUUAAUAGAUAAAAGAAGAUAUAAAUCUUAAUUGUAUAUAUACCCAUUCGUCUGAAUACAAAAAAAAAAUCAUUCCGAAGAUCUAAUCUAUUCAUUUUUUUUUAACCGAGUUAGCCACACCCCUUUGUAAGAUUCUAGAUUGCCAACAGCAACAUGUAAAGUCGAAAUAAAGUCCUCGAAUAAUUGUUAUGAUUGAAAAGGUUUAAACGAAUUGAGUACAUUUAUACUUUCAGUAUAUAAACUGUAAAAACCAGGAUAAAACCUGAAUAUUACUGUUAUUGACGAAAAAAAUUGCAUUGGGAUAACAUUGUUGUCUUAAUCUCUCUUCU